AUGACCAUCCAGGUCGUCGAGAACAGUUAUCCUAGGCGGGGAGAUCGCAUGCAGGAGGAGCCCUCGGCCAAAAAUGCACAGGGCCUUUUUUCUCCUGAUGCUCUCUCGACCAAGAUCCCGACCGAGCAGCUGGCCGAAGAUCUCAAGGAGGUCUUCGCGCGGUUUGGCCCUUGCCAUGUUAAGAUCAAACAAGACAAAAAAAAGAAUCUACCAGGUGCCUUUGUGCAGUUCGAGCGAGUCGCGGAUGCUAACGCAGCCUUGGGAUGUGAUCAAUGUACACAACUACAUGAACGUUGGCUAAGGAUCGAGAGGGCAAAGGGCAGACGAACGGCCCUCCUCGGCCUCCGCUCUGGCGCGGCCAUCACUCAACACGACAUCACGUCUGCUUUGGGAGGACGUGGUCCUCUCGAGGCCUGGUGCAUCGAAUCACACCAGUCGGGAUUUAACUGCUGGACCAACGUCGGAAAAGUCACCUUUGCCUAUGUCGAUGACUGCAGGGACGCCAUCAAGGCAAAUGCACUCAUUCCCUCUUGCAGACCACCACUGACUACCCUCCAGCAUUUCUCCAAAGAUCACUCGUACUACCUUUCCCUUCUCGACAUGGAUGGCAGCCCACUGAUCCCUGGCUCAGGGUCGGGGAAUGACCAACCCCGGACGAAGUCAUACAAUGGUCAUCAGUCGUCCCGGGGUAAUCACUCCCAGCGAGGAUAUCACGGCCAGCGAGGACACCGGACCGGACCACCUCGAGGUGGCAAUCGUGGGUUCUCCAGGUUCCGCCAAUCACAAUAUCAUCAGGAGAACAUCAAUCCUCGUGGGGGAUACGAGAACUCCCAUCAUCAAGGCGGAUACCAAAAUGCCCCCAACAUGGUGCACGGAAUGCCAUACGGUGGUGACCAUCCACCCUUCUACCCUCCACCUGCGAGCAAUAAUUUUGCACCACCUCCGUUCAUUAUCAAUGGCCAGCCAGUAUACAGCAACCAUCAUCCAUCUGGCCUUCCUCACCACCAGCCGGGGACCUUCGUUCCCGGCGUCAGCAACGGUCCCUUCAUCGUGAGCGGCCAGCCGCCGUACAGCCCUGUCAUACCAGCACUCUGGGGCGAGCCUUACCAGCAAAACAAUGGGUAUUACGGCCCUCAGUUCAAUAUGCCGAACCACCCCCAGGCAUACUUUAGCCAAACGAGUCAGACUUGUUACAAUGAGCCCUACCUCCAAAGCGUGACCCACUUCACAGUUCCGUAUAGCAACAAGAAGGCAACGUCGCCGUCCAUGACCGUCGUGACAGUCAAGGAAGUUCCCAAGACGAGCAGCAGCCCCGAAAUAGUCAAGGAAAAUGACAAAUCAGACAAAAAGUCUGAGCCAGAUGAGAGCUCUGGACCAGACGUCGAGGCCAAUACUGAAAUCGAUCUCUUCAACUUGGAGGAUCCUAAAAAUGGCCCCAGACUGAUCCGUGUCCACGACUCGGACACCGAGGAUACCGACUAUGAGGAAGAACCUUCCGAGCCCGAGCCCAGGAUCGAGCUCAAGUCUGAGCCCGAAAAGCCAACCCGUCUUACCCCAGCUUUGGCUCCAGUGGCAGAAGAAGUCGAAGAGGACUCCAUGACCCCAGAGCCCAUAUCUGAAUCUGACUCCAAUCCAGUUUCUGACUCCGAUAAGAGUGCAGACCUCAAGGUACCCAACAGCACCCAGAGCAUUCGAGACGAACCCCAUGGUCUUAGUGACUCCAUUUGCGAACCCACCCCCCAGCCCUGCUCCCACAGACCCCUCGAUGUGAAGUACCAGCCGGGAACCGGAAAGACGAUUGAGGAAUAUGUCCGACUGGGAGCAGAGGGUCGACACAAUGAAUACACCGAGGAAACACUACUGGAUAUCAUUCGCGAGCUGGAGCAGGAGCAGAAGGAUCGGAAAGCGCAAAAGGACGAGGAUACGAAGGUGUUCGAGUCAGGUUCGAGCUCACAGGGUGGGUCAGUGGCGCGGAGUUUGUCGUCGAAAUCGGCUUGA
Molecule: messenger RNA, 1998 nt
Organism: Penicillium cinerascens
Lineage: Eukaryota; Fungi; Ascomycota; Eurotiomycetes; Eurotiales; Aspergillaceae
Exons: 4
Coding region: 1-1998 (665 amino acids)
Molecular function (GO): RNA binding
Source: RefSeq, a predicted model, not a curated record